Molecule: messenger RNA, 1456 nt
Organism: Gallus gallus (chicken)
Lineage: Eukaryota; Metazoa; Chordata; Aves; Galliformes; Phasianidae
Gene: HOXB7
Product: homeobox B7
Exons: 2
Coding region: 83-736 (217 amino acids)
Biological process (GO): anterior/posterior pattern specification; regulation of transcription by RNA polymerase II
Cellular component (GO): nucleus
Molecular function (GO): RNA polymerase II cis-regulatory region sequence-specific DNA binding; DNA-binding transcription factor activity, RNA polymerase II-specific
Source: RefSeq, a predicted model, not a curated record
GGACUCUAAUUCCGUAAUAUAUCACGGUACCUCGUAAAACCGACACUAAAACGUCCCGACCUACAAAUCACCCGGCCAAAUUAUGAGUUCAUUGUAUUAUGCGAAUGCUUUAUUUUCUAAAUAUCAAGCCGCAAGUUCGGUUUUCCCAUCCGGAGUCUUUCCCGAGCAAACUUCUUGCGCUUUCGCCUCCAACACCCAACGAGCGGGCUAUGGGGCCGGCUCCACGCCUCCCUUCGCCUCCUCCAUGCCCGGGCUGUACUCCAGCGGCAGCGCCGUGCACCCCCAACCCCCCGGCAUGUACUCCUCGGGGUACGGCCUGGAGCCCGGCUCCUUCAACAUGCACUGUUCCCCCUUUGAGCAAAACCUCUCCAUGAUGUGCCCGGGAGAUGCCUCCAAGCAGAACUGCAACAAAACGGACCAGAGGGAUUCAGAUUUGCAAAGCGACAGUAACUUCCGCAUCUACCCCUGGAUGAGGAGCACAGGCACGGAUAGGAAACGCGGCCGGCAAACCUACACCAGGUAUCAGACCCUGGAGCUGGAGAAGGAGUUCCACUACAACCGCUACCUGACGAGGAGGAGACGCAUUGAGAUCGCCCAUGCUCUGUGUCUCACGGAGAGACAGAUCAAAAUCUGGUUCCAGAACAGGCGCAUGAAGUGGAAAAAAGAAAAUAAAACUGCCUGCUCCGGCUCCAGCAGCCAGGAAAAGGCAGACGUGGAGGACGACGAGGAGGAAUGAAAAGGACAAAAGGUGGAUCCAGGAAACGUGAAAGCUCACGGGAAUAGGAAAAAGAAAGGGGAAAAAACCACCCAGAAAAGACUAUAUAGUAAAAAAAUCAACGUUAAGUGCAUAAAUAAUUAAAAACUUAGGAAUGAUACGUUGUGUUUCCUGACACUGAAAAAAAAAUACUACCUAUAUUGAAGUCUUUUUUUUUUUUUUUUUUUUGUACAAUAGAAUGAAUAUCUACCUAUUAAAUGUGGCUUUAGAGUCAGAAUAGACACCUUUUUUUUCUAUGUGAGUCUCCCUAUAGUCCAAGUAAUUUGUAAAUCUCCGUUUGUACUUCGCUGUGUACUUUUUUGGUAUGAAGUAACGUGGUCGUGUUUAGCACCUUUAAUUUAGAAGAUGUGACCUGAAAAUCUGAAUGCAAAUUAUACUUAGCGUAUAUAGAGUCCUGUACAUAAUAGGAAUUAUUAUUACGCCUUCUCCCUGUAACCUCUGUGGUUCUUUCCACGUUGCAAGGCUGUUUUGUCUGUGUAUAUUUUUACCCGGGUUUCCUCCUUGUUGAAUCCCUAGGAAAAAAAAAAACAAAAACAAAAGAAGAGGAAUUAAUAUUGUGCUACGUAAACUGUUGUAUAUCGAAGUAGCAAAGUAUUUAAUGGCGACGUGUUGCUUUUAAUUUUCCCCUCGUCUGUGUUGAUUAUUCUUCGAAAUAAAAAGGAAAUCUCCCAUCUUCUCGAA